CAGAGUAUACGCAAGGGUAAAAUAAUGUGUCUUGACAGUUUUCUGGCAGAGCAUCAGUUUUAAAGUGCUGUGGAAGAAGUAAUACUGAACAUUCACUUUGUUUUAACUAGCAGGAUUCAUGGCUCAGUGGACUGUCUGUCAGAGCUGUCCUCGUCUCGGAUGAACUAUUCCUUCACAGGAAUUCGACGCACUCUCAGCACUUCCACAGCCAUCGCCACGAAGAGAGAACCGAGCCGCAAAAGUCAAGCAAGCAGGAACCGUUCCAGUAAUUUGCGGCGACGCUGGAGCACAGUCAGCGCUGGCUGGGGUACAUCAAGGGCAAACAGCAGCGCUGCCCCAGGGCCUAACCGAGUGGGUGGCACCACCAGUUCCUCUGGCUCAGAUGGCACUGUCAAACUCCACCUGGGCAUGCAGGUCUUGCUAAUUAGUGCCAAUGAGAUGGGCACCAUCCGCUACAUUGGCACAGCUGACUUUGCCCCUGGCCUCUGGCUGGGCCUCGAGCUGCGAAACCCGAAAGGAAAAAACGAUGGUUCUGUGGGCAGCCGACGCUACUUCAGUUGUCGACCUGGCCAUGGGGUUCUGGUGCGACCCAGCAGGGUCACGUACCGUGGUAUCAACGGGGCCAAGCUGGUGGAUGAAAGCAGCUGAGACCGUUACACGCCGAAACGUGGGCUUCCCAUCUCUCCAUCCAUUUGGCUUUCGCUUCAUUUUCAUGUUUCAUUCAGAAACAUUUAAUGUUUCUAUGGAUUUGUUUUGACAUUUCAACCAACCUAAGGAGACAUUUUCUUUCUAACUGCACUAAGACUCGUACGUUCACAGCUGAUAAACUCCAUUUUCUAAACUAACUAAAUAUAAUGUGUGGGAGCAAAUAUUCUUCUGAGGUUUUAAUUUUAGCUGGAGGUUUGAAUUCAGAUGCUUCUGAUUAAGUAAACAGUAGCAGUCUCUGAGCACUUUAAUAAAUGUGGGUGAAGACAAUGACUUGAAUGGCAGGAUUUAAGAAGUUCAGACAAUUUAAUAACUUCAGUAGCUGUGACUAUCAGCUCCUCAAAUCCCCUCAGACGUUAUCUCAACAGAAUAAAGCAUCACUUAGUCUUUGUCUACUCUUUUCAGAAGGUGUGAGUCCCUUCAGAACAUUGCACUUAUACAUUCAGAAAUGUCUAAUCUUUCAUCUUGAUGCGAGACCAGUUACAAUUAAAUAAUAAGCACUUUAAUAGUAUCAUAAUCCAAGAUCUAAUCAGCUCAGUGAAUAAAAACUUGAUAGUUCCACAGAUGAUGUAGCAGUUGUUGCUGCUGACAGACUUAAUCAGGUUUUUGUUUUGCCUGUAAUAAAUAACUUAUCUUGACUGAGAGAUCCCUAAUAGAAACGUAAGUCAGUUUUAUGAAGUCAUUUAAAGAUGAUACACAGACCAAACAAUGAGGGCUAAAUCAGGAUCUAAAAAGAUAUACCUUUAUUUUCGGUUUAAACUCAUACGAUAAGCGUGUUUGUGGAUAUGUUUUUUGUUUUGUACGGUUUAGUCUGUAAUAACAAAUCAAACAAUUGUUAAGUGACUCCAUUAUAAUGAACCAAUUAGUAUUGUUUUCAUAUUUACAGGCAAAUAGGCAACAUGCAGGCAAAGUUAGCAUUUCUCCAUAUUUAUAUUAGAUCAUAAAAAUCCUUAAUGAGACUGGCAUGAUUUAAAAUUGUUUUUUCCUCUCAAAUGCAACUGUUCUUAUUUUAUUUACCCCAUUUUUUUAUUGAGGUUUAAUUUGUUGAUUCUCUUAUGUUUUCCAUUCCAUUAUUUUUUAAUUCCUUUCCAAAUUCUUAGUUCAACAAUGUCUAGGAUGAGUUUACAGUCAGUGUAAAUACAGGAAUUACAGAUGUAUGGUUCCUCAGUGAUCAUAUCAUUUUGCACUAAUGAGGAAAUUAUGAAAAUAUGAUGUUAUGACAUUGACUAGGUAUCAGAAUAUCCUAAAACGAAAUUCAUGAGGGUUAAAAUUGGCAAGAAAACCAAUAAAUGAAAAGGGUUAUAAAAUGGGACAAUUUCCAAUGGAAGCUGGAGUCUUAUUGCACAUUCCAGCCUGUUUCCACAGUACUGUCUGUACAUUAUCUGCUUAGUUGUGGGUGUAUAUUUUGUGUGAAUUAAAAUGUAGUAUUUUAGUACUAACUUAAAUCUGAAUUAUAAAAUGUAAUGCACAAAGAACGUUUGUCAAAUUUGCCGAUUACAAUAAAAGUUAUAAUUUACUUUUGUUUUCUUCA
This is a messenger RNA of Sinocyclocheilus anshuiensis, 2236 nucleotides long. Its product is annotated as CAP-Gly domain-containing linker protein 4-like. Bases 160 to 648 code for a protein of 162 amino acids. The record is from RefSeq and is a predicted model, not a curated record. The transcript has 3 exons. Lineage: Eukaryota; Metazoa; Chordata; Actinopteri; Cypriniformes; Cyprinidae.